AUGAUUGAGGAAUUCGAGGUAUACUUCUUGCUCUUCGAUAGAGCUGGAUAUGGAGAAAGCGAUGCUCAUCCAUCACGAACAGUAAAAACGGAUACAUACGACAUCGAAGAACUCGCCGACAAAUUGCAAAUUGGUCCAAAGUUCCAUGUCUUAGGAAUGUCACUCGGGGCUUAUCCAGUUUACGGCUGUCUCAAAUACAUUCCUCAUAGGUUAAGUGGAGCAACGUUGGUGGCUCCAUUACUGAAUUUUUGGUGGAGUCGUAUGCCUCAAACCCUAUUGAGUGCAGCGCUCAAGAAAUUACCAAUUCAGAACCAAUGGACAUUUCGAGUUGCACACUACCUUCCGUGGUUGCUAUAUUGGUGGUUGACACAGAAAUGGUUUUCACCGCUUAGUCCAAAUCCCAGAGAAACUAUGACCGAGCGCGACAUAGAACUCGCGGACAAGGACACAAAAAACUCUUAUAUUAAGGAAUCCGCUCUACGACAAGGCGAAUAUGUGAGCACGCACCGAGACAUCAUUGCGGCUUUCGAGAAUUGGGAGUUUGAUCCAACCGAAUUGCUAAAUCCGUUUUCAGAUGGUAACGAAGGGUCGGUUCACAUGUGGUGUGCACUCGAAGACAAACAAAUUUGGCGUGAGGCUUUAAUCUAUAUAUGUGAUAAGCUGCCAUGGAUAAAGCUUCAUCAAGUCCCAGAAGCUGGACAUCUUAUGAUCCAUGAGAAGCAGCAUUUUGAAGAUAUUAUCAAAACCGCUUGUAGUUGA
Messenger RNA from Raphanus sativus (radish), 759 nucleotides. RefSeq lists its product as uncharacterized. The record is from RefSeq and is a predicted model, not a curated record. NCBI's taxonomy places the organism in Eukaryota, Viridiplantae, Streptophyta, Magnoliopsida, Brassicales, Brassicaceae. The transcript has 3 exons. Bases 1 to 759 code for a protein of 252 amino acids.